This is a messenger RNA of Trichomonas vaginalis G3, 1335 nucleotides long. Its product is annotated as tRNA thio-modification. The coding region runs from base 1 to 1335 and encodes 444 amino acids. Gene Ontology annotation, biological process: tRNA processing. Gene Ontology annotation, cellular component: cytoplasm. NCBI's taxonomy places the organism in Eukaryota, Parabasalia, Trichomonadida, Trichomonadidae. The transcript has a single exon. Gene Ontology annotation, molecular function: ligase activity, forming carbon-nitrogen bonds; ATP binding. The record is from RefSeq and is a predicted model, not a curated record.
AUGGAUAAGAUAUUUUACGAGAACUUAAUAAAACUAAAUAUUAUAAAAAAAUCUGACAAGCUAAGUCUUGGAGUUUCUGGUGGAGCUGACUCCAUGUAUCUCUUUUAUAAUUUUAUGGAUUUAAAAGAAGAUUGGAAUCUUGAUAUAAUAGUUUGCCACCUAAACCAUGGCAUAAGAGAGACUGCCAAGAGGGAUGAGGAAUUUGUAAAAAAAUCUUGCCAAGCUUAUGGAAUAAAAUUUAUAAGCAAGACAGUUAAUAUGGAUGAAUUUGCAAGAGAAAAAAAAUUUUCAUCGGAAGAAGCUGGAAGGAUUUUAAGGUAUGAAUUCUUUAGAGAAAACUCACAAGGGAGGAAGAUUUUAACAGCUCACAAUGCUAAUGACAGGGUAGAGACAGUUCUUUUUAAUAUUAUGAGGGGGACUGGUCUCAAGGGUCUUUCAGGUAUAACUCAUGUUAAUGGAGAUAUCUAUAGACCUCUAAUAAAUAUUAAGAGGGAAGAGAUUGAAGAUUAUCUUCACAAGAAUAAGCUCCAAUACUUUGAUGAUGAGACCAACUUUGAAGAAAUUUACACGAGAAAUAAAAUUAGGCUUGGACUAAUUCCAGAACUUAAAAAAUUCAAUCCAUAUAUAAUAAAUUCUCUUCUUAGACUUUCUGAUAACGUAGAAGAAGCUAAUGAGUUUAUAGGAGAAAUUCUAGAAGAAAAUUAUAAUAAUUGCCUGGGAGAUAAUUUUUUAAUUCCAUCUGAAAUAAUAAAAUUAAAAAAGCUUAUCGCCCAAGAGGUAAUAAAAAAAUAUUUAGAAGAGAAUUUUUAUAGUGAAAAUAUUUUAAACAGGUUCAACAUACUUGCUAUUUAUGACUUAUGCCUUGGCGACUCUGGAAGACGAAUUGAUCUUGGAAAAAAUAUUUCUGCUAGAAGGUCUUACGAUAAGAUUUAUAUCGAAGAAGUAAUGGGUCAAGAAGAAAAGACAAAGAAGGGAUUAAGUAUUGGAAGAAAUGCAACUGACUUUGGAGAAAUUUUUAUCACAAGAGAUGGAGAAGAAAGUCCUGAGGAUUCCUUUAUAAAAGUAAUAGACUAUGAUAAAAUAAAAGGUAGUCUUAAGGUUAGGAAGAGAGCCCCAGGGGAUAGGUUUAAACCACUGGGUAUGAAAAAUAGUAAAAAGCUAAAGGAUUAUUUUAUUGAUAGAAAAGUUGACAGGCUAUUAAGAGAUGAAAUAGGUCUUAUAUGUGAUGACGAAAAAAUCAUUUACAUACUUGGGAUGGAUAUCUCAGAAGAUGUUAAGAUAGAUAAAAAAACAAAAAACAAACUCGUUUUGGAGGUUAAGAAUGUCAGAUAUUAA